Messenger RNA from Rhipicephalus microplus (southern cattle tick), 510 nucleotides. Its product is annotated as 3'-5' RNA nuclease TATDN2-like. The record is from RefSeq and is a predicted model, not a curated record. Gene Ontology annotation, molecular function: hydrolase activity, acting on ester bonds. Lineage: Eukaryota; Metazoa; Arthropoda; Arachnida; Ixodida; Ixodidae.
AUGGCCAAACUGUAUGACGAAGACAUCGAGGACGCGAUGAUCGAUGUGCUGGAGCAGCCGAAGGUGGUCGCGCUUGGAGAGAUAGGUCUGGACUACUCUUCCAACAACCAUUGCGACCACAAACUCCAGCAGCUCGUCUUCCGCCGCCAGCUACAGUUGGAGAUGCCGGCGGACUGGCCUAUCCACAGGCAUUGCUUCACCGGCGGAUGGACAGAGGCCCAGCAGUGGAUGGACACCUUUCCAAACUUGUUCUUGGGCCUCACUCCCCUGGUGGGUUUCCACAGCGCUGCACCGCUUGCUGAGGUUGGCCGCCGGAUCCCCCUGGACCGCCUGCUGUUGGAGACGGAUGCACCCUACUUUCUCCCGAAUAGCGAGUCCAACCGUCUCAAGCAGUCCCAUCCAGGGAUGGCCAUCCACGUGGCCACGCAGCUGUCGGCGAUGCGCGGCAUCCCGCUGGAGGAAGUCCUGGUUGCUGUCCGCCAGAACACGAGGAGAAUGUACCGCAUUUAA